Diorhabda carinulata is the source of this 5609-nucleotide messenger RNA. It is a transcript of the gene RasGAP1, whose product is annotated as GTPase-activating protein. Lineage: Eukaryota; Metazoa; Arthropoda; Insecta; Coleoptera; Chrysomelidae. Bases 215 to 2782 code for a protein of 855 amino acids. The record is from RefSeq and is a predicted model, not a curated record. Gene Ontology annotation, biological process: regulation of GTPase activity; intracellular signal transduction. The transcript is spliced from 13 exons.
GAAUGGGAUGUAUACGCAUUGUAGAUUGUAGCCUUGAAUUUAGUUUCAUUCAUAAUUUUGGUUCAUUCGAGGGUAUGACAAACGUAAACCAAAAGCACCCUACCGUACGAUCUUUGUUUUUACUAAUUUAAAUAAUGUUUAAAUGUGAAAAGUGUCCGCGUAUUGUUAUAACGACGAUCAACAACCAGACACCGCGUUUAGUGCAUACAACUUAAUGGUGCUUAUGUCAAACACACUCCAAUUUAUAGAACUAAAUAACAUGGCUGACGAAUUUAAAGUUCGUCUGGAAGAACGACUCAAAAUAAAGAUCGGUGAGGCUAAAAAUUUACCUGCCAGAAUACAUGGUUCGACUACUUUAAGAGACGUUUAUUGUACGUUGUCUCUAGAUCAAGAAGAAAUAUUUAGAACGAGCACAAUACAACAAAGUUUGAGUCCUUUCUUCGGGGAAGAAUUCCAAUUCGAGGUGCCGCGUAAUUUUCGUUUCAUCUCGAUAUACGUUUCGGAUCGAGAUCGACAUUUAAAACAGGACAAAAUUCUCGGUAAAGUAGCCAUAAGAAGGGAACAGCUGUCUUCCUAUAACAAUAAGGAUCAUUGGUUCCCCAUAAAGGCCGUCGACGCGGAUUCCGAAGUACAGGGAAAGGCCAAUAUAGAAAUAAAAUUCGAUACGGAAUCAAGCAAAAGAAGGCUGUUAGUACAGAUAGUGCGUUGUUUAGAUUUAACAUUAAAAAACGGUUCCUGCGAUCCGUACGCGUUAGUGUGUGUAUCGUAUACGAACGGUAAAAGUGUAUCGAAAAAAACGAAGGUUCGCAAAAAAACGACCAGCCCCCAAUUCGACGACGUGUUCGCCUUUUCGAAUUUCGACGGCGGCGGCAAGGAUUCGAUGUGCGACGGCGACGCCGAAAUAUGCGAAUUGCACGUGUCGAUGUGGCACGAUACGCCCGGUAUAAGCGACGACGUCUUUCUAGGCGAAAUCAAGGUGCAACUCAAAGGGAUGCAACAACAGAAUUCGGCGCAUCGGAACGCUUGGUAUUACCUUCAGCCUCGAUCGGCUAAUAAACGACCGUUUUUAACACAUUCGACUCCUCCCGGAACGCGAUUAUCCAGCGACAAUACCUUAGGUUCUUUAAGACUCCAAAUCCAAUAUACGGAAGACAGAGUUUUUCCAGCUUCCGUGUAUGACGGUUUAAAGAAACUUUUAUUAGAAAGUACAAAUAUACAACCAAUAACAGCUACUUCAGUAUACCUUUUGGGCGAGAUUAUCAAUAAAAUGGACAUCGCUCAACCCCUGGUUCGAAUAUUUUUACAUUACGAUAAAAUCGUACCGAUGAUUAAAUCUUUAGCUAACGUCGAGAUUUCCAAAGUAACAGAUCCGACUACAAUUUUUCGGGGUAAUACACUAGUUUCGAAAAUGAUGGACGAUACGAUGCGUCUUAUAGGCCUACAGUACCUGCACAAAACCCUACGACCGACCCUAGAACUUAUCAUCAACGAAAGGAAACCGUGCGAGAUCGAUCAGACGCGCGUUAGGGACGCUACGACGGUCGCGGCUAAUUUAGUCAACUUAAAGUGCUAUAUACAAAAAAUAUUCGAGGCAAUAACGCAAAGCGCCGUCCAUUGUCCCGCAUUGAUGUGCCAGAUAUUUUACAAUUUGAAAGAAUGCGCUAUGAAACAAUUUCCGGAAAACAAAGGGGUACGCUAUUCGGUCAUAUCCGGUUUUAUAUUUCUCAGAUUUUUCGCUCCGGCCAUAUUAGGACCGAAACUAUUCGAUCUCACAACCCAACCUCUGGAUUGUCAAACGAACCGAACUUUAACGUUGAUUUCGAAGACCAUACAAUCGCUGGGUAACUUAGUUAGUUGCAGGUCGACGCAGCAGGUGUGCAAAGAAGAAUACAUGGAGGGGUUAUAUAAAGAGUUUUAUACGGAGACUCACAUGACGGCCGUUAGGCAAUUUUUGGAAAUCAUCUCCGCGAAUACUUCUAGUCAACAAGUCAUCGAAAAUGAUUUACCGGUGAUGCUGAAAGAAGGACUUAUGAUAAAAAGGGCUCAAGGGAGGAAGAGAUUCGGUAGGAAAAAUUUCAAACAGCGUUAUUUCAAACUCACCACACACGAUCUCAGUUAUUCCAAAAGUAGAGGAAAAGAAGCUUUAUGUCGAAUCCCUUUAUCGAAUAUCUUGGCGGUGGAAAGAUUGGCCGAAACGUCGUUCAAAAUGAAAAACAUGUUUCAAAUAGUCCAACCGGAAAGGGCGUUGUACGUCCAAGCCACAAAUUGCGUUGAAGAAAAAGAAUGGGUCGAUCUGUUGACGAAAAUAUGUCAAACGAACGCGAACAGAUUGAAAAAAUACCACCCUUCGGCGUUCAUCAACGGCCAAUGGAUGUGCUGUAAAUCCCCCAACGAAUUGGCGCCAGGUUGUAGCGAAGUAUCCCGAUCAGACAGUAACUUUCGAAUGAAUUUAGAUCCCGAACGAGAUUUGCAACGAGUACAUUCUCUGGUCAUAUCCCAAAUGGAUACAUUGGAAACUUUCAUCGGAAUAUGCGCCAACAAACAACGAGGAGGCGAUACCGAAGCGGCCACGGUAUACGACAUCCUACGGAAAUUGAGAGAAGUUGUUUACCAAAUCGAACAAAAACACAGAUUAUACAAGAGGACCAUCGACAGGAACACCAAAUACGGCAGUCUAGCGGCACCUAUAGGCGACGAUAAUUAUUUAUUAGCGUCGCGUUUAAAUGUCGAUCCCUCUAUAAUAAGGCGGUGCGCUUCCAGUGAACCGACUUCAUGUCCCUGACGUAUCUAAAUGUGUUAAAAACAAAAUUAGCCAAAGAAUUACUUGUUCACCAUAAGAACAAUGACAUUUUGAGUUUUUAACUUUGUUCGUCCACAUUUAUCCGUAUUUUGAAAAAAAAAUCGUCCAAUUAAGAGCUUAUAUAUAUAUAUUUUUUAUAUAGGGUGCUAAAAAUGUCGAACUGUGCCUUCUAUUUCAUUUUUCCUUUACCUUUCGUCAAAUUUAAAUCUCAAAAUGGUAAUUCUUAUUUUAAGAAAAAAAAAAUGAGUAAAGGAAUAUGGAAAGAAUAGUUUUAUGCAAAGAUUCUCAAUUCAAAGACUGUUCUAUAAAGUUAAGAAAAUAUAAAACGAAUAACGUCACUACCAGUGAAUACAUAAAGAUUAAAGGGUUGUGUAUUUUGUUUUAAUUAACGUUUAAAUCGUCUUUUAAAAGUGUUUACAUGCAUAAAAAGUUGAAACAUAUCAACAACAUUUUCAUUUAAUUCUAUUAAAUUAAAAGACGUUUCAAAUGUUUUGUUAUUUACAUUUAUAUUGAUCUUGUUAUUAUAUAGAAAAUCGUGGUGAAAUAUACAACAUCCCGCAGCAAUAAAUUGAUAUACUAACCUUAUAAAAAUUGAUUUAAAUUCAAUAUCAACUUAAUAAUUAUCAUAACCUCACUAUAACCACUUUUGUUUAAUUAUUUAUCCUAUCGUGAUAUUCACAUGUAAACAUUAUAUUUACAAGGAACUGUCAACAUUUUAUUUCUUCUUUUUCCUAAUGUAAUAUUUUUCGAUAAAACAGAACUAAAACGGCAACUUUUUAUUAAGCUCUUCUUUUUUGAUUCGAUUCUUAUUGAUGUGAUAUAAGAAAAGUAAUAACCUUCAGAUGGCUGGAAGGAGUGAUGACUAUGAAUCAGACGCGAUAAUAUUCGCAACUCUAGACAGUUAAAUCAAAUCUUAAGGAAUCUUAACUUUGUCUGGGUGGAUAGUCUAAGGAUUGAGCCCAUCACCACAAAGAAGAAGAAAAGUAAUAACCUUACUUUUACGCAUAUUACAAAUAGCUACAGAAAACGUUUUUUAACCACUUUACAAAGUGUAGAAUUCUAUAAAUUGUUGUUUUAUAUUUCACUGUUUGAUUUUUGAUAUCUCUAAAUACUAGAUUUUAAUGUUAAUUAUAGUUCUGUAAGACAAUCAAUAUUACCCUAAAUACUUCCCUAUACAAAUUAAAUAAUACGUCAACUACCGGGGGUGUACGUAAAGUUUUUAUUUGGAUAUAUUUUAUUAUCCCCCGCGGUUGUGUGUGGAGUACAAAUUAGGGCGAUCGUCGAGUAUCGCGUCAGGGUAAAAAAUAUUUUCUUUUUUUUUAUUAGUAAACAAGCAAUAAUACGUGUUGGAGUUGGGAGGUAUAUUUUUUGACCAGAUUAUAUACGUACGGAUAAAAUUAUAUAAAUAAAAAUAUGGCAAUAUAGUUAAAAGUAUUUUGAAAAAUUACUAUAUUAAUGAUCUAUAUAUAUAUAUAUAUAGUAUCUAUAUUUUUUAGAUAUAAACGGGGUGUUCCAUAAAUAUCGGUAGCUCUUAUAUAGUAGCACAAAUAUUUGUAUAUAUUAUUAUAAAAAUGACGUCCUUUAUAUUUCGUACAUUUUGCACUUUGCUUCAUAUGCAGUUAUUUUUAAACGCCACCCCGUAUCUUCCGAUUGUUAGCAAUUUUUCCUAAUAAGUAGUAAUUAAAAAUGGCUUCCUUUAAUGCGUAGAAAUGGGUACAUAUCAUGAAUCAUUUUUAUUUUUUUUUUGAAAAAUUCAAUUACUUUCAUUUUACUGAAAAUAUAUUUAAAAACAAAAAAAGUAGGGGUGACCGCUCGAGUAGCUUUAUCACAUGUUGUGACCGUUUUCAGUUUGAAUUCUUGUCUGUUGUUUAACGGGAAUGUGUAUCGGUUAAGGUUAAUAACCUUUUAUAAGGUUCAGUUACCCCUAAUUAGCACUAUUAUAAAGUUAGGUUAGGUUAGUAAUCAAGCUUAAAUAAGUUGUUGGGCUGUGAGAGAGAGAAAAAUUGAAGAAAAUUUCAUAUCAUUUUGAAGCUUCUACAAUUAGCUUCAAAAUUUUACUUAAAAAAAAAUACAAUUUCGCCGGAGUCCAGCUACUCGAUAUUUUUUUUCUAAAAUGACCAUUCAUGAUGUGUACUUUCGUACUUUAUAUAAAUUUUUGAAUAUUGUUAUACGUUUUAUAAAGUCCCUAAAUUUAUAUUAAUUAUUUAAUGUAUAUUUCGAGUCCUAAAAUUGUUACUUACUGUAUAGUGUAGAUAUUUUUUCGAAGAGAUGUUUAGAAAAAGGGCAUUUAAUAUACAGCUCUCUGCUUCCUUCGUUCAUGUUAUCGACACUAAAAGUGCCAAUUCAAAUAUUUCAUCUGGUGAUAUCAAAAAUUCCAUUUUUAAAUUUAUCAAUUUUUUUUCCAUUAUCUUCAUCCGAAUAACAAUUUUGAUAUCUUAGAUCUGGUUAUAUUUUUUAAUUAAAAAAAAAAAAAAUUGAUAAUACGUUUCGUAUUCUGUGUCAAAGGAAUUUUUUUACACUCCUCGUAUGUUUAGAAACGUUGGGCGAUUUCAAAAAUAGAAUUGUUGAUGCGAUUGGGUGAUUAAUUUUUUUGAAAAAAAAAAUUCUUGCUUCUACAUACUGUUUUAUAUGUAUGUAUAAUUCUUAUUAUUGUAUAUUUUUAUUUGCACUGAUUUUAUAGAUUUUUUUUUUAAUUUAAUAUAAUUGUUUUGUUCUCUCAAAUUAACUUAUUAACUUUUUUGUAAAUUUUUGUGUAAUAUUAAUGUUGUUUUUUAAAAAACAAAGUUUUAAUAAAUAUUUUCAAAAGCGA